Messenger RNA from Alexandromys fortis (reed vole), 819 nucleotides. It is a transcript of the gene Pop5, whose product is annotated as POP5 homolog, ribonuclease P/MRP subunit. The transcript is spliced from 5 exons. Gene Ontology annotation, cellular component: ribonuclease P complex. Gene Ontology annotation, molecular function: ribonuclease P RNA binding. The coding region runs from base 39 to 602 and encodes 187 amino acids. Gene Ontology annotation, biological process: tRNA 5'-leader removal. Lineage: Eukaryota; Metazoa; Chordata; Mammalia; Rodentia; Cricetidae. The record is from RefSeq and is a predicted model, not a curated record.
CCCAGUCCCGCCUUCCUCCCGGAUCCGGCGCGGACGCCAUGGUGCGGUACAAGCACAGGUACCUCCUGUGCGAGCUGGUGUCAGAGGACGCGCGCUGCCGCCUGAGCCUGGACGACCGCGUGCUCGGCGGCCUCGUCCGCGACACGAUCGCCCGGGUGCACGGGACCUUCGGCGCCGCCGCCUGCUCGGUGGGCUUUGCAGUUCGCUACGUCAAUGCCUACACCGGAGUAGUGCUACUUCGAUGCCGAAAGGAGUUCUACCGGCUUUUGUGGUCAGCUCUCCCUUUCAUCACGCAUUUGGAGAGCAAAGGACACCGGUACUCGUGUUUUCUCAACACACUGCACGUGGGAGAAAGACAGCGACUGUUUCAAAAACUGUUGUCCACAAAAACUCUUCAUGUGCCAGGUACAAUUAGAACCUGUCAGAAAUUCCUGAUAAGGUACAACCGGAGACAGCUGUUGCCGUUGCUGCAGAAUUGCACUGAUGAAGGGGAGAAGGAAGCCAUUAAGAAGUCUUUCUCGAUAAGCCAUCUACUGGAGAAAGAGCCGUCCGAAGAGCUCUCAGACAUUGCUGGUGAGGACACUGCGGAAGCAAUAGAAUGACCCUGUUUCCAGGCCCACUUGUGGGACCAGGAAGUUGGAGUUGGCAGCAGCACCCCAAACUGUGAGCCAGAGCCACAGGUCAUGGCUGCCUUUACCAUCCAUGGUCCUAGAGGCUCUGUACAGACGUUUCCUAUGUAACCAACUGAGCCGGGUGGGUGGAAUAUUCUUGGCUUCCAAAGCAACAUUCCUAAACUACAUAAAGUAUUUAUAUAAUUCA